AUGGCAAAAUUAGUUUUAUCUGAAAACAGUUUGUUUGGAGAGAUUGAGCAGAGGGCUCAAUGCGCCCAUAGUAACGAAAAGUUGGCCACGGCGCAUUGCGUUUCCGAGGACUUCCAAAUGGGAAAAGCAUUUGCCGUUAACUUCAAGCUGAAGUACGGAUCCCUCGGAGCCCUGAUGGACCAAAAGGUCAGAGUCGGUGGUGUGGCGGAAUUAAACCCUAGUGAUGAGGGACAACAAUUUUAUGUGUUUUACCUCGUCACAAAGGCUUUAUUUCACCAUAAACCGACUCUCCAAUCACUGGCUGAGUCAUUACUCCAGUUACGGGAUCGAUUAUUGGAUUUAAGUAUAAAUCAAUUAAUCAUCCCAAAACUGGGGUGUAACUUGGAUCGGCUAAAUUGGUAUCAGGUGCGUGGCCUACUUUUCGAUACCUUUGAGAGCUGUGGUAUGAUGACCAUCACAGUGUGUGACCCAGAACACUUUGAAAUACUGCCACAUAAACUAGCGCCCCUUAGUGAAGAAAGUAUGGAUUUUUUUGGCACUUCCAAUAGCCAUGGACCUGCAACAGCACCUGAAGUACUGGUAUUACCCAUUGAUUUAUGUAGUGCCAGUACAAAUGAAACAUUUUUAAAAUGUUUGAAUCAUUUCAAUUUGAAGGCCGAAUUAAUGGAUAGCGGAUUUUGGGCCACAUUAAAGCGGGGUCAAGUUGUGGCCAAAUACCUAAGUUCAAAAAAAAUAAUUUUUUGGUUGUACGGCGAGGAAGACUCAUUUUUCACAACUUUGGAAACCCAAAUCGUCGAAACCUUGUCAUUGGGGCUCGCGUAUUAUUUUUCUGGAGCUCAAGUCCACCGCGUGCCGCACUUGGGUAGUACAUAUUUUGAAUCUAUUUUGAAUGCCCUUUCCAUUAAAUAUAGUUUUGAAAAUAUCUUUUUUGGUGAUCACACCGAAAAAGCCUUCCAAAAUACACCUACCAGCCGAUUCGUCCGUAAACUCAUAAAUAUCAUACAUUUUAAAGCGUAUUAUUUUUCUGGAGCUCAAGUCCACCGCGUGCCGCACUUGGGUAGUACAUAUUUUGAAUCUAUUUUGAAUGCCCUUUCGAUUAAAAAUAGUUUUGAAAAUAUCUUUUUUGGUGAUCACACCGAAAAAGCCUUCCAAAAUACACCUCCCAGCCGAUUCGUCCGUAAACUCAUAAAUAUCAUACAUUUUAAAGCGUAUUAUUUUUCUGGAGCUCAAGUCCACCGCGUGCCGCACUUGGGUAGUACAUAUUUUGAAUCUAUUUUGAAUGCCCUUUCGAUUAAAAAUAGUUUUGAAAAUAUCUUUUUUGGUGAUCACACCGAAAAAGCCUUCCAAAAUACACCUACCAGCCGAUUCGUCCGUAAACUCAUAAAUAUCAUACAUUUUAAAGCGUAUUAUUUUUCUGGAGCUCAAGUCCACCGCGUGCCGCACUUGGGUAGUACAUAUUUUGAAUCUAUUUUGAAUGCCCUUUCCAUUAAAUAUAGUUUUGAAAAUAUCUUUUUUGGUGAUCACACCGAAAAAGCCUUCCAAAAUACACCUACCAGCCGAUUCGUCCGUAAACUCAUAAAUAUCAUACAUUUUAAAGCGUAUUAUUUUUCUGGAGCUCAAGUCCACCGCGUGCCGCACUUGGGUAGUACAUAUUUUGAAUCUAUUUUGAAUGCCCUUUCGAUUAAAAAUAGUUUUGAAAAUAUCUUUUUUGGUGAUCACACCGAAAAAGCCUUCCAAAAUACACCUCCCAGCCGAUUCGUCCGUAAACUCAUAAAUAUCAUACAUUUUAAAGCGUAUUAUUUUUCUGGAGCUCAAGUCCACCGCGUGCCGCACUUGGGUAGUACAUAUUUUGAAUCUAUUUUGAAUGCCCUUUCGAUUAAAAAUAGUUUUGAAAAUAUCUUUUUUGGUGAUCACACCGAAAAAGCCUUCCAAAAUACACCUACCAGCCGAUUCGUCCGUAAACUCAUAAAUAUCAUACAUUUUAAAGCGUAUUAUUUUUCUGGAGCUCAAGUCCACCGCGUGCCGCACUUGGGUAGUACAUAUUUUGAAUCUAUUUUGAAUGCCCUUUCGAUUAAAAAUAGUUUUGAAAAUAUCUUUUUUGGUGAUCACACCGAAAAAGCCUUCCAAAAUACACCUCCCAGCCGAUUCGUCCGUAAACUCAUAAAUAUCAUACAUUUUAAAGCGUAUUAUUUUUCUGGAGCUCAAGUCCACCGCGUGCCGCACUUGGGUAGUACAUAUUUUGAAUCUAUUUUGAAUGCCCUUUCGAUUAAAAAUAGUUUUGAAAAUAUCUUUUUUGGUGAUCACACCGAAAAAGCCUUCCAAAAUACACCUACCAGCCGAUUCGUCCGUAAACUCAUAAAUAUCAUACAUUUUAAAGCGUAUUAUUUUUCUGGAGCUCAAGUCCACCGCGUGCCGCACUUGGGUAGUACAUAUUUUGAAUCUAUUUUGAAUGCCCUUUCCAUUAAAUAUAGUUUUGAAAAUAUCUUUUUUGGUGAUCACACCGAAAAAGCCUUCCAAAAUACACCUACCAGCCGAUUCGUCCGUAAACUCAUAAAUAUCAUACAUUUUAAAGCGUAUUAUUUUUCUGGAGCUCAAGUCCACCGCGUGCCGCACUUGGGUAGUACAUAUUUUGAAUCUAUUUUGAAUGCCCUUUCGAUUAAAAAUAGUUUUGAAAAUAUCUUUUUUGGUGAUCACACCGAAAAAGCCUUCCAAAAUACACCUACCAGCCGAUUCGUCCGUAAACUCAUAAAUAUCAUACAUUUUAAAGCGUAUUAUUUUUCUGGAGCUCAAGUCCACCGCGUGCCGCACUUGGGUAGUACAUAUUUUGAAUCUAUUUUGAAUGCCCUUUCGAUUAAAAAUAGUUUUGAAAAUAUCUUUUUUGGUGAUCACACCGAAAAAGCCUUCCAAAAUACACCUACCAGCCGAUUCGUCCGUAAACUCAUAAAUAUCAUACAUUUUAAAGCGUAUUAUUUUUCUGGAGCUCAAGUCCACCGCGUGCCGCACUUGGGUAGUACAUAUUUUGAAUCUAUUUUGAAUGCCCUUUCGAUUAAAAAUAGUUUUGAAAAUAUCUUUUUUGGUGAUCACACCGAAAAAGCCUUCCAAAAUACACCUACCAGCCGAUUCGUCCGUAAACUCAUAAAUAUCAUACAUUUUAAAGCGUAUUAUUUUUCUGGAGCUCAAGUCCACCGCGUGCCGCACUUGGGUAGUACAUAUUUUGAAUCUAUUUUGAAUGCCCUUUCGAUUAAAAAUAGUUUUGAAAAUAUCUUUUUUGGUGAUCACACCGAAAAAGCCUUCCAAAAUACACCUACCAGCCGAUUCGUCCGUAAACUCAUAAAUAUCAUACAUUUUAAAGCGUAUUAUUUUUCUGGAGCUCAAGUCCACCGCGUGCCGCACUUGGGUAGUACAUAUUUUGAAUCUAUUUUGAAUGCCCUUUCCAUUAAAAAUAGUUUUGAAAAUAUCUUUUUUGGUGAUCACACCGAAAAAGCCUUCCAAAAUACACCUACCAGCCGAUUCGUCCGUAAACUCAUAAAUAUCAUACAUUUUAAAGCGUAUUAUUUUUCUGGAGCUCAAGUCCACCGCGUGCCGCACUUGGGUAGUACAUAUUUUGAAUCUAUUUUGAAUGCCCUUUCCAUUAAAAAUAGUUUUGAAAAUAUCUUUUUUGGUGAUCACACCGAAAAAGCCUUCCAAAAUACACCUCCCAGCCGAUUCGUCCGUAAACUCAUAAAUAUCAUACAUUUUAAAGCGUAUUAUUUUUCUGGAGCUCAAGUCCACCGCGUGCCGCACUUGGGUAGUACAUAUUUUGAAUCUAUUUUGAAUGCCCUUUCGAUUAAAAAUAGUUUUGAAAAUAUCUUUUUUGGUGAUCACACCGAAAAAGCCUUCCAAAAUACACCUACCAGCCGAUUCGUCCGUAAACUCAUAAAUAUCAUACAUUUUAAAGCGUAUUAUUUUUCUGGAGCUCAAGUCCACCGCGUGCCGCACUUGGGUAGUACAUAUUUUGAAUCUAUUUUGAAUGCCCUUUCCAUUAAAAAUAGUUUUGAAAAUAUCUUUUUUGGUGAUCACACCGAAAAAGCCUUCCAAAAUACACCUACCAGCCGAUUCGUCCGUAAACUCAUAAAUAUCAUACAUUUUAAAGCGUAUUAUUUUUCUGGAGCUCAAGUCCACCGCGUGCCGCACUUGGGUAGUACAUAUUUUGAAUCUAUUUUGAAUGCCCUUUCGAUUAAAAAUAGUUUUGAAAAUAUCUUUUUUGGUGAUCACACCGAAAAAGCCUUCCAAAAUACACCUCCCAGCCGAUUCGUCCGUAAACUCAUAAAUAUCAUACAUUUUAAAGCGUAUUAUUUUUCUGGAGCUCAAGUCCACCGCGUGCCGCACUUGGGUAGUACAUAUUUUGAAUCUAUUUUGAAUGCCCUUUCGAUUAAAAAUAGUUUUGAAAAUAUCUUUUUUGGUGAUCACACCGAAAAAGCCUUCCAAAAUACACCUACCAGCCGAUUCGUCCGUAAACUCAUAAAUAUCAUACAUUUUAAAGCGUAUUAUUUUUCUGGAGCUCAAGUCCACCGCGUGCCGCACUUGGGUAGUACAUAUUUUGAAUCUAUUUUGAAUGCCCUUUCCAUUAAAUAUAGUUUUGAAAAUAUCUUUUUUGGUGAUCACACCGAAAAAGCCUUCCAAAAUACACCUACCAGCCGAUUCGUCCGUAAACUCAUAAAUAUCAUACAUUUUAAAGCGUAUUAUUUUUCUGGAGCUCAAGUCCACCGCGUGCCGCACUUGGGUAGUACAUAUUUUGAAUCUAUUUUGAAUGCCCUUUCGAUUAAAAAUAGUUUUGAAAAUAUCUUUUUUGGUGAUCACACCGAAAAAGCCUUCCAAAAUACACCUACCAGCCGAUUCGUCCGUAAACUCAUAAAUAUCAUACAUUUUAAAGCGUAUUAUUUUUCUGGAGCUCAAGUCCACCGCGUGCCGCACUUGGGUAGUACAUAUUUUGAAUCUAUUUUGAAUGCCCUUUCCAUUAAAAAUAGUUUUGAAAAUAUCUUUUUUGGUGAUCACACCGAAAAAGCCUUCCAAAAUACACCUACCAGCCGAUUCGUCCGUAAACUCAUAAAUAUCAUACAUUUUAAAGCGUAUUAUUUUUCUGGAGCUCAAGUCCACCGCGUGCCGCACUUGGGUAGUACAUAUUUUGAAUCUAUUUUGAAUGCCCUUUCGAUUAAAAAUAGUUUUGAAAAUAUCUUUUUUGGUGAUCACACCGAAAAAGCCUUCCAAAAUACACCUACCAGCCGAUUCGUCCGUAAACUCAUAAAUAUCAUACAUUUUAAAGCGUAUUAUUUUUCUGGAGCUCAAGUCCACCGCGUGCCGCACUUGGGUAGUACAUAUUUUGAAUCUAUUUUGAAUGCCCUUUCCAUUAAAAAUAGUUUUGAAAAUAUCUUUUUUGGUGAUCACACCGAAAAAGCCUUCCAAAAUACACCUACCAGCCGAUUCGUCCGUAAACUCAUAAAUAUCAUACAUUUUAAAGCGUAUUAUUUUUCUGGAGCUCAAGUCCACCGCGUGCCGCACUUGGGUAGUACAUAUUUUGAAUCUAUUUUGAAUGCCCUUUCCAUUAAAAAUAGUUUUGAAAAUAUCUUUUUUGGUGAUCACACCGAAAAAGCCUUCCAAAAUACACCUCCCAGCCGAUUCGUCCGUAAACUCAUAAAUAUCAUACAUUUUAAAGCGUAUUAUUUUUCUGGAGCUCAAGUCCACCGCGUGCCGCACUUGGGUAGUACAUAUUUUGAAUCUAUUUUGAAUGCCCUUUCCAUUAAAAAUAGUUUUGAAAAUAUCUUUUUUGGUGAUCACACCGAAAAAGCCUUCCAAAAUACACCUACCAGCCGAUUCGUCCGUAAACUCAUAAAUAUCAUACAUUUUAAAGCGUAUUAUUUUUCUGGAGCUCAAGUCCACCGCGUGCCGCACUUGGGUAGUACAUAUUUUGAAUCUAUUUUGAAUGCCCUUUCGAUUAAAAAUAGUUUUGAAAAUAUCUUUUUUGGUGAUCACACCGAAAAAGCCUUCCAAAAUACACCUCCCAGCCGAUUCGUCCGUAAACUCAUAAAUAUCAUACAUUUUAAAGCGUAUUAUUUUUCUGGAGCUCAAGUCCACCGCGUGCCGCACUUGGGUAGUACAUAUUUUGAAUCUAUUUUGAAUGCCCUUUCGAUUAAAAAUAGUUUUGAAAAUAUCUUUUUUGGUGAUCACACCGAAAAAGCCUUCCAAAAUACACCUACCAGCCGAUUCGUCCGUAAACUCAUAAAUAUCAUACAUUUUAAAGCGUAUUAUUUUUCUGGAGCUCAAGUCCACCGCGUGCCGCACUUGGGUAGUACAUAUUUUGAAUCUAUUUUGAAUGCCCUUUCCAUUAAAUAUAGUUUUGAAAAUAUCUUUUUUGGUGAUCACACCGAAAAAGCCUUCCAAAAUACACCUACCAGCCGAUUCGUCCGUAAACUCAUAAAUAUCAUACAUUUUAAAGCGUAUUAUUUUUCUGGAGCUCAAGUCCACCGCGUGCCGCACUUGGGUAGUACAUAUUUUGAAUCUAUUUUGAAUGCCCUUUCGAUUAAAAAUAGUUUUGAAAAUAUCUUUUUUGGUGAUCACACCGAAAAAGCCUUCCAAAAUACACCUCCCAGCCGAUUCGUCCGUAAACUCAUAAAUAUCAUACAUUUUAAAGCGUAUUAUUUUUCUGGAGCUCAAGUCCACCGCGUGCCGCACUUGGGUAGUACAUAUUUUGAAUCUAUUUUGAAUGCCCUUUCGAUUAAAAAUAGUUUUGAAAAUAUCUUUUUUGGUGAUCACACCGAAAAAGCCUUCCAAAAUACACCUACCAGCCGAUUCGUCCGUAAACUCAUAAAUAUCAUACAUUUUAAAGCGUAUUAUUUUUCUGGAGCUCAAGUCCACCGCGUGCCGCACUUGGGUAGUACAUAUUUUGAAUCUAUUUUGAAUGCCCUUUCGAUUAAAAAUAGUUUUGAAAAUAUCUUUUUUGGUGAUCACACCGAAAAAGCCUUCCAAAAUACACCUCCCAGCCGAUUCGUCCGUAAACUCAUAAAUAUCAUACAUUUUAAAGCGUAUUAUUUUUCUGGAGCUCAAGUCCACCGCGUGCCGCACUUGGGUAGUACAUAUUUUGAAUCUAUUUUGAAUGCCCUUUCGAUUAAAAAUAGUUUUGAAAAUAUCUUUUUUGGUGAUCACACCGAAAAAGCCUUCCAAAAUACACCUACCAGCCGAUUCGUCCGUAAACUCAUAAAUAUCAUACAUUUUAAAGCGUAUUAUUUUUCUGGAGCUCAAGUCCACCGCGUGCCGCACUUGGGUAGUACAUAUUUUGAAUCUAUUUUGAAUGCCCUUUCCAUUAAAAAUAGUUUUGAAAAUAUCUUUUUUGGUGAUCACACCGAAAAAGCCUUCCAAAAUACACCUACCAGCCGAUUCGUCCGUAAACUCAUAAAUAUCAUACAUUUUAAAGCGUAUUAUUUUUCUGGAGCUCAAGUCCACCGCGUGCCGCACUUGGGUAGUACAUAUUUUGAAUCUAUUUUGAAUGCCCUUUCGAUUAAAAAUAGUUUUGAAAAUAUCUUUUUUGGUGAUCACACCGAAAAAGCCUUCCAAAAUACACCUCCCAGCCGAUUCGUCCGUAAACUCAUAAAUAUCAUACAUUUUAAAGCGUAUUAUUUUUCUGGAGCUCAAGUCCACCGCGUGCCGCACUUGGGUAGUACAUAUUUUGAAUCUAUUUUGAAUGCCCUUUCGAUUAAAAAUAGUUUUGAAAAUAUCUUUUUUGGUGAUCACACCGAAAAAGCCUUCCAAAAUACACCUACCAGCCGAUUCGUCCGUAAACUCAUAAAUAUCAUACAUUUUAAAGCGUAUUAUUUUUCUGGAGCUCAAGUCCACCGCGUGCCGCACUUGGGUAGUACAUAUUUUGAAUCUAUUUUGAAUGCCCUUUCGAUUAAAAAUAGUUUUGAAAAUAUCUUUUUUGGUGAUCACACCGAAAAAGCCUUCCAAAAUACACCUACCAGCCGAUUCGUCCGUAAACUCAUAAAUAUCAUACAUUUUAAAGCGUAUUAUUUUUCUGGAGCUCAAGUCCACCGCGUGCCGCACUUGGGUAGUACAUAUUUUGAAUCUAUUUUGAAUGCCCUUUCGAUUAAAAAUAGUUUUGAAAAUAUCUUUUUUGGUGAUCACACCGAAAAAGCCUUCCAAAAUACACCUACCAGCCGAUUCGUCCGUAAACUCAUAAAUAUCAUACAUUUUAAAGCGUAUUAUUUUUCUGGAGCUCAAGUCCACCGCGUGCCGCACUUGGGUAGUACAUAUUUUGAAUCUAUUUUGAAUGCCCUUUCGAUUAAAAAUAGUUUUGAAAAUAUCUUUUUUGGUGAUCACACCGAAAAAGCCUUCCAAAAUACACCUACCAGCCGAUUCGUCCGUAAACUCAUAAAUAUCAUACAUUUUAAAGCGUAUUAUUUUUCUGGAGCUCAAGUCCACCGCGUGCCGCACUUGGGUAGUACAUAUUUUGAAUCUAUUUUGAAUGCCCUUUCGAUUAAAAAUAGUUUUGAAAAUAUCUUUUUUGGUGAUCACACCGAAAAAGCCUUCCAAAAUACACCUACCAGCCGAUUCGUCCGUAAACUCAUAAAUAUCAUACAUUUUAAAGCGUAUUAUUUUUCUGGAGCUCAAGUCCACCGCGUGCCGCACUUGGGUAGUACAUAUUUUGAAUCUAUUUUGAAUGCCCUUUCGAUUAAAAAUAGUUUUGAAAAUAUCUUUUUUGGUGAUCACACCGAAAAAGCCUUCCAAAAUACACCUACCAGCCGAUUCGUCCGUAAACUCAUAAAUAUCAUACAUUUUAAAGCGUAUUAUUUUUCUGGAGCUCAAGUCCACCGCGUGCCGCACUUGGGUAGUACAUAUUUUGAAUCUAUUUUGAAUGCCCUUUCCAUUAAAAAUAGUUUUGAAAAUAUCUUUUUUGGUGAUCACACCGAAAAAGCCUUCCAAAAUACACCUACCAGCCGAUUCGUCCGUAAACUCAUAAAUAUCAUACAUUUUAAAGCGUAUUAUUUUUCUGGAGCUCAAGUCCACCGCGUGCCGCACUUGGGUAGUACAUAUUUUGAAUCUAUUUUGAAUGCCCUUUCGAUUAAAAAUAGUUUUGAAAAUAUCUUUUUUGGUGAUCACACCGAAAAAGCCUUCCAAAAUACACCUACCAGCCGAUUCGUCCGUAAACUCAUAAAUAUCAUACAUUUUAAAGCGUAUUAUUUUUCUGGAGCUCAAGUCCACCGCGUGCCGCACUUGGGUAGUACAUAUUUUGAAUCUAUUUUGAAUGCCCUUUCCAUUAAAAAUAGUUUUGAAAAUAUCUUUUUUGGUGAUCACACCGAAAAAGCCUUCCAAAAUACACCUACCAGCCGAUUCGUCCGUAAACUCAUAAAUAUCAUACAUUUUAAAGCGUAUUAUUUUUCUGGAGCUCAAGUCCACCGCGUGCCGCACUUGGGUAGUACAUAUUUUGAAUCUAUUUUGAAUGCCCUUUCCAUUAAAAAUAGUUUUGAAAAUAUCUUUUUUGGUGAUCACACCGAAAAAGCCUUCCAAAAUACACCUCCCAGCCGAUUCGUCCGUAAACUCAUAAAUAUCAUACAUUUUAAAGCGUAUUAUUUUUCUGGAGCUCAAGUCCACCGCGUGCCGCACUUGGGUAGUACAUAUUUUGAAUCUAUUUUGAAUGCCCUUUCGAUUAAAAAUAGUUUUGAAAAUAUCUUUUUUGGUGAUCACACCGAAAAAGCCUUCCAAAAUACACCUACCAGCCGAUUCGUCCGUAAACUCAUAAAUAUCAUACAUUUUAAAGCGUAUUAUUUUUCUGGAGCUCAAGUCCACCGCGUGCCGCACUUGGGUAGUACAUAUUUUGAAUCUAUUUUGAAUGCCCUUUCCAUUAAAAAUAGUUUUGAAAAUAUCUUUUUUGGUGAUCACACCGAAAAAGCCUUCCAAAAUACACCUACCAGCCGAUUCGUCCGUAAACUCAUAAAUAUCAUACAUUUUAAAGCGUAUUAUUUUUCUGGAGCUCAAGUCCACCGCGUGCCGCACUUGGGUAGUACAUAUUUUGAAUCUAUUUUGAAUGCCCUUUCGAUUAAAAAUAGUUUUGAAAAUAUCUUUUUUGGUGAUCACACCGAAAAAGCCUUCCAAAAUACACCUACUAGCCGAUUCGUCCGUAAACUCAUAAAUAUCAUACAUUUUAAAGCGUAUUAUUUUUCUGGAGCUCAAGUCCACCGCGUGCCGCACUUGGGUAGUACAUAUUUUGAAUCUAUUUUGAAUGCCCUUUCGAUUAAAAAUAGUUUUGAAAAUAUCUUUUUUGGUGAUCACACCGAAAAAGCCUUCCAAAAUACACCUCCCAGCCGAUUCGUCCGUAAACUCAUAAAUAUCAUACAUUUUAAAGCGUAUUAUUUUUCUGGAGCUCAAGUCCACCGCGUGCCGCACUUGGGUAGUACAUAUUUUGAAUCUAUUUUGAAUGCCCUUUCGAUUAAAAAUAGUUUUGAAAAUAUCUUUUUUGGUGAUCACACCGAAAAAGCCUUCCAAAAUACACCUCCCAGCCGAUUCGUCCGUAAACUCAUAAAUAUCAUACAUUUUAAAGCGUAUUAUUUUUCUGGAGCUCAAGUCCACCGCGUGCCGCACUUGGGUAGUACAUAUUUUGAAUCUAUUUUGAAUGCCCUUUCCAUUAAAAAUAGUUUUGAAAAUAUCUUUUUUGGUGAUCACACCGAAAAAGCCUUCCAAAAUACACCUCCCAGCCGAUUCGUCCGUAAACUCAUAAAUAUCAUACAUUUUAAAGCGUAUUAUUUUUCUGGAGCUCAAGUCCACCGCGUGCCGCACUUGGGUAGUACAUAUUUUGAAUCUAUUUUGAAUGCCCUUUCGAUUAAAAAUAGUUUUGAAAAUAUCUUUUUUGGUGAUCACACCGAAAAAGCCUUCCAAAAUACACCUCCCAGCCGCGUGGCAUAUACAUUUUAA
Messenger RNA from Macrosiphum euphorbiae (potato aphid), 10938 nucleotides. The record is from the annotation of a GenBank genome assembly. Lineage: Eukaryota; Metazoa; Arthropoda; Insecta; Hemiptera; Aphididae.